AACAUUUGUGACUAGAUCACAUUACCAGAUUGUAUAUAACUGGACAUGCCUUGAUUCAAACCAUUCCAUUGGAGCUCUUUGUGUUUUUCAAAUGAUUUCGUCCGUUUUGCUCAAUACAUCCUCAACUUCAAUACAUCUCUAUCGUGUUCCUGUAGAACAGCACACACCCACAGGAUGAUGCUGCCGCUACCAUGUUUCUUGGAUGGUAGCGGCUACCUUGAGAUGGUGCGUUCGGGGUGUUUGUUUUUAGCCAUAUGUAGGGUUUCUCAUCAAGGCCCGACUCUUAAACUUGACUUCUCAUAAAUGUCCGACACCACAAACAGCUCAGGGUUUUGGUUUCUGCAAGCGAAGAACAUGACAUUGCACCAGUCAAAAACCAGACAUAGCGCCAUCAACUCAGCUUCCUUCUAGCGUCUCACAAGCUCUGAACACCCAGUAGCUGCACCAAGGACCCAUCGUUUAUUCUGGGAAAAACAUUACAAACAACAGCAGAAAAAUAUAUACAUUUUUUUUGCUUUUGUAUCAGUGAUGGAAAAGAAAAUACAGCAAGCAUCAGUGCUCAGUUUGUUUACAUGCAAGUAGCGGAAACCCCCCACUGAAAACAGUGAAUAAUUUGAAGAUAAGCAAAUGAGAAACAGGCAACAUUAUAGCAAACGAUGGCUUCAUAUCACUUCAUCAACAUAUUCUGAGUCAGCUUCACAAGGAAUUAACUUGUCUGUAAAUGUUUAGAGGAAGAACAAAACUUAUACAUGUGCGUCGCAAUAAAUUUAUUGAACGAUUAAGUAAUACCAAUAAAUAAAAUUUUAAUUUAAAAUGUAUCCGUUACAUACCGUAAAUUUAUUAUAUGAAUUGAUGCAUUUAGUGGGUUUAUUUCUGUUAAUCUGGAUGAUUACGACUAAUGAGAAACAAAAAUUCAAUGUUGAGAAUAUUAGACCAGAUCAAUGUAAAGUUUAAAUUGAAAAAGCAAUGCUUCCUUACAUCUACUGUAUAUAAAUGUUUAAGGGGUACCACUAAUUGUGGCAGGAUUGAUACUUUAUCAAACAAAACUAAUUAUUUAUAUUGCAUUGAUUGUUGUGAUGUACAUCUGGAGCAGCUGCCUUUUACAUCAAUGGAUUAGAAAACAUGUUUAGACUAAAAUAUGUUAACUUUGCUCCGAACGAGAUGGACAUACCAUAUUUCUUUUAAAGAUCUUUUAGUGUAUGUCAUGUUGUCAGAUGGGUUCUUGAUUUGCAGUUUUCUUUAUAUAGUGUUUUGCAUGUUUUUUUUGUUUUUUUUAUAUAUAAAUUUACUUCAAGGUAUUGGACUGAAAAGAGCUGAAUAGACACACAUAAUACUUUGCAAAUAUUUAAUUGCAAUGCAUUUCAAAAACAAUGCCUUCCAUUUUACAGUUCUUCAUUAUGUACAACAAAAUAUCUCACGGACCUUGAGGUUUUUAUAUGGUUAAAAAUUAAAAAUAAAGCCCAAGGGGGUAAAUGAUUUCGUGGCAUUUUAAAAGAUUCCUCUUCGCCAAGUCUUUUCUCUGAAUAAAAAAACCUAGAUUAUCAUCACACAUUGCACUGCUUUCAAGUGAGCUAAGAGGUGAGGCAAGUUCAAACCCCAAAAGCUAUUUGUCCAUUUUAUACAUGUGGUUUAGGGGAAGGGCGGAAUUAAAUAAAGUAAAAAGAAAUGUCUAAGGGGAAGUGAUUCUUUGAAAUGAGUCACACGUUGACCAGACAUAAGGAGUUGUUCUUUUUGUUGAUAACCAAUUUGACCUAUACAUCUGUGCAACUUAUCAUCAUUCUUCAUUUGUGUUUGAAUGUUGAAAAAGUUACAUAACCUUUAUUGUUAGAAACCUUAAAAUCUCUGGGUGAAUAAAAAUUUAGGGAAUUAAACCAAAAGGCAGCCAUGGAGAUGCAGGAGAUCCCCACAGAGAGCCCACAAAGCAAUGAAGAGGAGGAAGCAGGUGAGCCGAUGCUGGAGGCGAUAACUCAAGAGGAAGCAGAACCAGUCCGUUACGAAAGCCUCCAAAGUCCGUCGGAGGAUGUUUAUGUAGAAGCCUUUCAUCCAACAGUCAAACAAGGAGAUGGCAAACAGGAUGAAGGAAAAACAGGACUGUACCGUCUGCUGUGUUUUAUCCUCGCAAUAACCUGCCUCAUUCUUCUCGUAGUUGUUGUCGUUCUCGGUGUGAAACUCCAAACUGAAUUCACACUCUGCCAAGGAAAUGACAGAUUUAGUGACCGACAAAGUCCUUCUCCAGCAUGCAGCCUGGAGAACUGCCAGAACCGCUUCCCAACGAUGACAUUCAAGAAGCUGUCCUGCCGGCAGUGCGCUAGCGGCUGGCUCACCUUUGGCAAAUCCUGUUUUUUCCUGUCCACCACCAGACUGACCUGGUCCGAGAGUCAGAAGAACUGCAGCUCCAGUGGAGGAUCUCUGGCUAUUGUUUCCAGCCAGAAUGUUCAGAAUUUCCUCACAAGGAAAGGGAAUCUGAAGUACUGGAUUGGACUGAGACAUGAAGGCUCCACGUGGAACUGGGUCAACAACAAUGAACUCCAGCAGAGCUAUUGGACUGAAGCUGUAAACAACGGAGAUUGUGCCUAUCUGAACAGUGACAGCCCAGCUGAGAAGAACUGGGACAGAGCUUCCUGUCAAUCCACCACCUACUUCAUCUGUCAGCUGCAGUUCUGAUGAUGAUCAACAAUCGUCUCCGUAGCAACACAACCAGCAGCUCGUUUUUAUACCACACUCCAAUCAUAUCCAAGCUUCUUAGAUGAAGUAAAUAUUAUAUUUGUGGUCUGAAUUUGAUGUAUGCCAUUGAGUUAUUCUUACUGCUGGAAUAUGAUUUGUGCCUUAGUAGUUUGGCUUUCAUCAACGUUAGUCAGGAAUCUCUGAUGUUUAUGAUGAUACAUUUCAUGUUGACUCAAAUAAAGACCAGUAAAUUUGU
Messenger RNA from Gambusia affinis (western mosquitofish), 2920 nucleotides. RefSeq lists its product as uncharacterized. The transcript has 7 exons. Bases 1885 to 2664 code for a protein of 259 amino acids. The record is from RefSeq and is a predicted model, not a curated record. Lineage: Eukaryota; Metazoa; Chordata; Actinopteri; Cyprinodontiformes; Poeciliidae.